CUCUGGUUGGAAGCAUGUCUUUGAAUACUCCGUUCACGGGCUAUGAAUCAAGUACCGCUUCCUUCGAUAUCAACAUGUCAGACACUGGACUUGUAUCAAAUAUUGCAGCUGCUGUAGGAGAUAGAAGUAUCAAAAACACCAUCAGCUUUGCCAUGUCUGAUAACUCUAUCACUGGAUCAAUCAACCUUCAGACACCAUUCGAACAUUUUGAAAAUGUGGGACUAAGUCUGAAUGCAGCAGGUUCAUGGGCUAAUAGUCAGAUUGACAUGUCUAUUAUGAACGAUGAAACCAAACCUGUUGAACUCUUACUGAAACACUCCAUCUUAGGAGACAGAUACGACGCCAGUUUCGUUUUCCGUACGAUGUAUACGCCAGAACUGUCAGCAGGUGUUACACAUACCGGAAAUUGGCGAUCAUUCUCAAACGACGUACAGGUAGCGGCUGGGACAGACUACAGUCUGCAACACAUCGCUACUGUUCGAUUUGGAACGGAUUUAGCCGACAUGUCAUCCACAUUAACCGGAAGACUGAAUGGACGCAGGCAUUUGGUGAAAUCAACCUUUAUACACGAGGGACAGAUUCAUAACUUCAGAACAAAUCUGAUGAAUAACUUCAAUGGACGUAAAUCCAUUAUGAACGUAUCUUUUAGAAACACAGAAUCUAUCGACGGAUCUUUCAUUCUUAAAACGCCCUUCAAACUGUUCAAAAAUAUUGCAGCCACACUUCAACAUUCUGGAGAUCUAGACCAGUUCUCUACCAUCGCCAAUGUACAAUUAACCCCAGCCAAGGUGAUUGCAGCUAAGGUGGACUUUUUCAAACACCGCCUGCGACGCAUCAAUGCCAACAUUGAACUAACAACACCAUUUGAGGGCUUGGAAUUGACAAAAUUAACAUACAGACAUACGGUGACAUCUAAUGACAUCAAAUGUUUCAGUGACGUUACUUACGGAACAGAAAAAGUUAGCGGUUCAUUGAAAGCAUCCAAAAGUCCACUGUCUUUUGACGUGUCUAUUCAAACUCCUUUCACUGACUUCGAGGAAGUUGGUGCAAAAGCCAAGUAUGUCAGACAAGGUCUAAGUCAUAACAUCAAUGUGAAUGUGAAAUAUUGCACUGGAAAAGAAAUCACCUUCAAAUCAUCCGUUGAUCUU
Messenger RNA from Mizuhopecten yessoensis (Yesso scallop), 1148 nucleotides. RefSeq lists its product as uncharacterized. The record is from RefSeq and is a predicted model, not a curated record. The transcript has a single exon. The annotation marks the transcript as partial. NCBI's taxonomy places the organism in Eukaryota, Metazoa, Mollusca, Bivalvia, Pectinida, Pectinidae.